AUGUUAUCGGAUAAAUUCACACUCGACUUCAAGCUCAUGGAUGCGACGAAGACCGAGAGUACACGGCAUAGCCUCGUUCUUCGCCAACAAGGUCAGGAUCAUAUCAUUGGGCAGGUUGUGCUACGACUGCAGGAUUGUGAGAAUGCUGUCGCUUCCGGUUCUGAUGAUAGUGAGGGGAUGCGACUUAGCCACGAUCGACGAGACAAACAACGACUGGGUUGA
This is a messenger RNA of Sclerotinia borealis F-4128, 222 nucleotides long. Lineage: Eukaryota; Fungi; Ascomycota; Leotiomycetes; Helotiales; Sclerotiniaceae. The record is from the annotation of a GenBank genome assembly.